Aureobasidium musti is the source of this 2853-nucleotide messenger RNA. Lineage: Eukaryota; Fungi; Ascomycota; Dothideomycetes; Dothideales; Saccotheciaceae. The record is from the annotation of a GenBank genome assembly.
AUGGCCUACGACCCUUCAGGCGGCUAUGCCGCUGCCGCCAGCAACAUCCCGGAUGCCUAUGACCCCUCGCUGCCUGUCUUCGACGUACAGCGAGUGCAGCUCCGCUUCGAUAUCUCGUCCGACUUCGUCGCUGCCCAAGUCGCCAACAACGUUCUGAUCCUCGCUCUCUCUACUGGCCGCAUCUUGCGAUUCGAUCUCGACAGCCCCGAGGACAUUGACGACAUCGACCUUCCCAAGAAGCCCUCCGAGAUUGGUGUUAUUCGUCGUCUGUUCCUGGACCCUUCGGCCUCUCAUCUUGUCAUCUCGACCGCUCAAGGCGAAAACUACUAUCUACACACCCAGUCUCGCACCCCUAAGCCAUUGGUCCGUCUAAAAGGCGUCCAGAUCGAAUCAAUCGCUUGGAACCCCUCACAACCCACUGCCUCGACCAGAGAGAUCUUGAUUGGUGCAUCCGAUGGCAACAUCUAUGAAACAUAUAUUGAGCCCAGCACAGAGUUCUACAGAAGAGAGGAAAAGUACCUGAAGAUGCUAUACAACGUACAUGAUGGUCCUGUUGUUGGUUUGUCCGUCGAUAUUGCCUCCGAUGCGCGUAGCGUUCUGGUAGCCACCCCUACACGAUUGUUGCUUUUUGUGGGCAAAGGCGGUCGUCAAGACAGUGGUUCCAUCUAUCCUAGGCUUCUUGAGCGUGAGACACCCGUGGUACAUCAUCUCAAGGAUGCAACUUCAGGUCCCUCGACCUUGGUCACUAUCUCUGAACCGGCAGAUGCGUCCUCGUCAGAGUCCGCGCAGGAGAACGUCUUUGCAUGGCUCAAUUCUCAGGGUGUUCUACAUGGAGACUUUGCUGCUCUGGUACAAAAUGCAGAAAAUAGUCCUUUCUCAUUAGCGAAAUUGCUACCAAGGUCGACCAUACCUCCCUCUCAGACCUCUGGAGGCCGCAACAAGCCAUCCAUGGAGCCCGUGUCCUCAAUCUCUUUGACACAAUUCCACAUUUUACAUUUGAUCGAAGGUCGCGUGGUGGCGAUAAACAGACUUGAUGGCAGCUUGGUGUAUGACCAGCUUGUUCUAGAGCCUGGAAAUGCGCCGCUUGGUCUUUAUGCCGACCACAAGAAAAACACAUAUUGGCUGUUCACUCAGCGUGAAAUUUUCGAAGUUGUUGUAACAGACGAGGCCAGAGAUGUGUGGAAGAUAAUGCUCCGAAAUGAGCAAUUUGAUGCGGCAUCACGCUACGCCAAGACUGCAGCGCAGAAGGACGCUGUUGCUACCGCAUCUGGAGACCAUUUGGUAUCCCGAGGUCGCUUUUCAGAAGCUGCGACUGUAUAUGGCAGGAGCACAAAACCGUUCGAAGAAGUCGCGCUUACUUUUAUUGAUCAAGGCGAACAAGAUGCUUUGAGAAAGUACCUCUUGACAAAACUCUCCGUCCUUAAAAGAUCCUCAACUAUGCAAAGGAUUAUGGUCGCUAGUUGGUUGGUCGAGCUCUUCAUGGCAAAACUGAACCUCCUGGACGACACUAUUUCGGCCAAAGCAGAACUCUCCGAAGCAGCUCCUAUCGCCCAUGUACAAGAAGACUUACCUUCGAUGCGCCGCGAAUUCCAAGAGUUUGUUUCCAAGUACAAAUCGGACCUGGACAGAAAGACCACUUAUGAGCUGAUCAGUAGCCAUGGACGAGAAGAGGAAUUGCUCUAUUUCGCAAACGUCAUUGACGAUUACAACUACGUCUUAUCAUAUUGGGUGCAGAGAGAACGAUGGCAAGAGGCUAUGUCGGUUCUGAANAAGCAGACAGAUCCAGAGAUCUUCUAUCAGUAUAGUAGUGUCCUCAUGACACAUGUUGCUGUUGAGCUUGUGGAAGUCAUGAUGCGACAAAACAACUUGGAGGCUAACAAAUUAAUUCCGGCUCUUCUGAACUACAACAAAACGGCGGACGUCCCAUUAAACCAGGUGAGCAACGAAGCAACUAGGCUCGAGAACUAUACUGACCAGAUCACAAGNAAUCAAGCCGUUCGCUAUCUCCAAUUUUGCAUCAACCAAAGACACUCGACGGAGACCGAUGUUCACAACACUUUGGUAUCCAUCUACGCUGCGCAUCCAACUCAAGACGAAACUGCCCUCUUUCAAUAUCUUCAAACACAGAGUGCCUCUCAUGAGCAAAAUUACGAUGCAGACUUCGCUCUUCGUAUCUGUAUUGCUCACCAGCGUGUUCAAUCGUGUGUGCACAUCUACUGCACCAUGAAUCAGUAUGCUCAAGCUGUAGACAUGGCACUCAAACACGACGAAAUGGAUUUGGCUGCGAAUGUCGCCGACCGCCCUGGAAAUGAUCCAGCUCUACGCAAGAAGUUGUGGCUGAAGGUUGCUAANAAGGUUAUCGGACAAAGCAAGGGCAUCAAAGCCGCCAUGGACUUCCUCAAGCGCUGCGAGUUAUUACGCAUCGAGGACUUGAUCCCCUUCUUCCCAGACUUUGUGGUCAUCGAUGACUUCAAAGAGGAGAUUUGCGCUGCUCUUGAAGAAUAUUCACGACAGAUCGAGGGAUUGAAGCGGGAAAUGGAUGAAAGUGCGAAUACGGCGCAACACAUCAAAGAGGAUAUCAAGUCCCUCGAUCAAAGAUAUGCUAUCGUCGAACCUGGCGAGAAGUGCUGGAGCUGUAGGCUCCCUCUUUUGAUGCGCCAAUUCUUUGUGUUCCCCUGCCAGCACUCUUUCCAUGCCGAUUGCCUUGGCAAGAUGGUGCUUCAGAGUGUCGGAAUGGGCAAAGGCAAGCGCAUCAAGGAGCUGCAAACCGAAGUAGGACGAGCUGUUGUCACCGGCAAGAAACGAGAACGCAUGGUCAAGGAGCUAGAUGCCCUAGUCGCAGGCGCUUGGUAA